Messenger RNA from Puccinia triticina, 978 nucleotides. RefSeq lists its product as uncharacterized. The record is from RefSeq and is a predicted model, not a curated record. NCBI's taxonomy places the organism in Eukaryota, Fungi, Basidiomycota, Pucciniomycetes, Pucciniales, Pucciniaceae. Bases 1 to 978 code for a protein of 325 amino acids. The transcript has 8 exons.
AUGCGAGCUACUAUCAGCCCGGCCCGACUGGCUGCGGCUCCUUACACAGCCAGGAGCCCAACUCAAGGGGCAUUGGCUGCAAUCCAUCCUGACCUGGAUGGUGCAGCUAAAGACAAAGAGCUUACCCCUAUCAUCCCUAUGCUGCGUAGCAAUAAUGAAGAUAGCAACCCUGGGCCCGAUAACGCGGGUGAUGUUCCAGACGGACCUGAAAAUCACUGCAGUGAGCCGACACCAGAUGAAACUCCCCUCCAACAGGAAGCCAUGUCAGUUGAACAACUGGCAGAUGAACUGGGCCUAGAUGUCAGUCAGAUCAAGCGGUUCCGACAAGUUGCAGCCGUAAGAAGGGUUCGAGAUUCACAGGGCAGGAUCGAUGAUGAUGUGGCCGGCGAGGCUGCUGGUAAUGUAUCGGUAGUCCGUGCGCGCGAAGCGCCCCCCUCCGAACCCCAGGAGGGCACUCAUAAAUCGCGCAUAAAAGCUGAGCUCUUGAAACCAUCCAACGCUUUCCUCAGCCUAACAUCCACCAACAGCCCCCAUCUCUUUCUUCUUGUGCUCGAUCGUACUUUCCUGAACACUCCAAAACCUUCACCACAAACAUGUUUCCAGCCAGCUCAAUCUGGAAACUACUAUCGCAAACUCAGCCGUUUUACCAGCAGGGAAAGUUUCCGCAAUUCAUGCUAUUUCAACCUGGCCACUGUCGACGAGUGGACCUAUGAAGGUUGCGUAGGUUCCCCCAAUCCUGGCAGAAUCAUCACAAAGGGCCAGCCUAAAAAUGUCCACGUGGCCAAAUACUGGACUCAUUGGAACAAACCAGGAGAGGACAGUGGAUACAAGGUUGUCAUUGGUUGGGACAACCCAAACGACGGGUCAACACGCGCUUACCAAUGUCCAUGGUACAAAGCUUCUGAUCACAACAGCGUCAUCGUUGGGUGUAGUGACUGCCUCAAGCAUGACUUCACGGAACAACCUCCACCAGCCUAG